AUGCGACCGGUUUCCAUUGUAGCACCUGGCGAGUACCGUUGCCGGCCCUUCCCCGCGCAGGUAUUACUUGCAGGACAGCGACAAGUUGUCGGGAUAUUUCGGGAGUCCGAUCUAUUUGCAGCAACGGGCACCACGGGAGGCCCAUGUCGUGCAAGAGAAGCAAGGAGAGAGGACGCGCUGGUGACGGGCAUCGCCCCUCACACUUGA
This is a messenger RNA of Gryllus bimaculatus (two-spotted cricket), 207 nucleotides long. NCBI's taxonomy places the organism in Eukaryota, Metazoa, Arthropoda, Insecta, Orthoptera, Gryllidae. The record is from the annotation of a GenBank genome assembly.